AUCAUCUCUGGAUGUCGAAGAUUCCAUGCACAUAAGAUACACCAUUGACAAAGAUCCCGUAGAGAAGGUGUUUGUCGUAGACUUCUCUGUGCAGGUGUGCAUCGAGUCAGACUGUACCGACCCUGUUCCACUCCUCACUCAAGUCAGACUCCCUCAGCCUCUGUGUAACCGCAAUACAUCGUAUCAGCUUGCAUGGCCAGGAGGUGGUUCCUUCUCUGGCUUUAUCUCCACCCAUGGGAGUGAGCUUGGGACGGCGGUAGCUGACCUGGCAUUUGAGAAGUGGGGUGUGUCAGACCUGUUCUUAGAGACAGCCUGUACUCUGGUAGAACAAGACUCUGCCAAUCACUGUGAGCUGAAUAUGGCUGAUUUAGGGCUUCCUGAUGACUUUCAGUUUGCUCUCCAUGACUUCUGCUUCGGCAUUGAGGCCUGUGUAGAUGUCGACCUUGUUAUUCUAAGGAAGACUCUGAAGGCAGAAGUGAGCUUUGAUCCCUGCAACUACACACUUGCAAUAGCCCUGGGAUCCAGGAGACAUGUCCAAAAACUACUCGAUGUUGAGUGGGGAGUAGAGCGGACAUGGCUGAUCGGAACACUUUUCCAGAUCAGACAUACCAUUUGGAACAUGGCAGAAGAUCAAAACUACAAAAUCAGUCUUGACAUUGCCAUCUGUCUAGAGGAGGGAGAUUGCAGCCUCACCCUUCAAGUCCUACAGGGCCUUGUCUUCCCCAAACCCUUCUGUAACAUCAACGGGACUCUUCAAUUCCUCAAUGGGAUUAGUACCACCGCCUUCCUGAAUUCCCUGGACCCUGCCUCUCUGGCUGCCGAUGCGCUUGAAUCACUUUUGAUCCAAGUGUUUGAAGCACUCGGGAUCUCAGACAUGUACAGCACGGCCACCUGCACGACAGCUGCACCAGAUGCUGCACCCUCCUGCCCUUGGACACCUGACUUCCCUGAUGUGGACAUUGUCAGUUGCAAAAUGACUGACAGCUGCACUGGCAUCAUGUGCUGCGUUGAUUUUGAUUUCCUGGCAGUGAUCAAAUCCUUUCCAGUCUAUUUUGACAUCGACUUCUGCAUGUAUAAGUUAGUGUUUGGCAUCGGCAGCAAACAAUACGAGUAUCAGCUCUUUUCACUUCCAUUAGCUCAAGAACAAACCAUCACCAUUGGACAGGCCUUUUACAUCAGGUUCACAAUUUACCAGCAUGAGAUGGACUUUAGAGUCCACUUCACAGCGUCCCUGUGCAUUGACGGGAGAUGUGUGACCAGUGUGGACCUGUUAUCAGGUGCAAUAAUCAACAAGCCGUUAUGCAACAUGACAUCCAUUGGAUCUUACCAACUACCAGGGGACGACAAAAUAGCGACCUUUGCCGCUUUAUCCCGAGACUUUGGUGAAGAGGGUUUAAAGUUUGGCGUAGAAGCAGUGUUCAGGAAGCUUGGGAUAGCUGACAUGCUGAGUGAAGAAAGCUGUGUGGGGCCAACUCCUGAACCUCACACUGAAGACUGUUCCUAUUCUCCGCUUCCAGAACUACCAGGCGUCUCUUGUGUUUACAGUCAGUAUUGUCUCGGCAUCAUAUGCUGUGUGGAGAUUGAUUUGAAGGUAUGGCGUCGAACAUGA
Messenger RNA from Branchiostoma belcheri (Belcher's lancelet), 1609 nucleotides. RefSeq lists its product as uncharacterized. Lineage: Eukaryota; Metazoa; Chordata; Leptocardii; Amphioxiformes; Branchiostomatidae. The transcript has 9 exons. Bases 26 to 1609 code for a protein of 527 amino acids. The record is from RefSeq and is a predicted model, not a curated record.